AUUCCUUUCGUCGGAUUCACACUAUCUAUAGCGUGUUUAUGAUUAUUAGCAGCUCGUAUUUUUGGAAGUCAGCUUCAAAAGUUUUUUUCCCCAACAUUUUGGGAAAUUCAUUGGUUUGAUUUUUGAACAUGGAUUUAAGUUCAGGGAUACCGGGCGAUGGUAGGUGUCUGUUCCGGUCUGUAGUUCAUGGUGCUUGUCUAAGGGCCGGAAAGCCCUCUCCAAAUGAAAGCCACGAGAAGGAACUUGCAGACGAGCUUCGUGCAGCUGUUGCUGAUGAAUUUAUAAAAAGACGAGCUGAUUCUGAAUGGUUCAUUGAAGGUGAUUUCGACUCUUAUGUUGCGAAGAUGCGACAGCCACACGUGUGGGGAGGGGAACCAGAGCUGCUAAUGUCGUCGUAUGUUCUACAGUUGCCAAUAACAGUUCACAUGUGGGAUAAGAAGAAGAAUUCCCUCAAGAUUAUAGCUGAAUACGGUCAAGAAUAUGGGAAGGAGAAUCCGAUUUGUGUAUUGUACCAUGGCUACGGGCACUAUGAUGCGUUGCAGAGCCCUUCCGAUGGUCUGCAGACGAAGCUGAGCAAGAGAUGGUGACAUAUGUAACAACUGAUCAGCAUCACAUUCAAGAAUGGCAGAAACAUGUAUACGAAAAAGGGAAGAUAUAACUUCCCUUUGUUACUCCAAUGAAAUUAUCUGCCUCAUUAUUUAGGAAAAGUUUAUGCACUUAUAACUCUAUUCCAACUCUGACAAAUGAAGGUAGCAUGAUUUGACAUUUAA
Messenger RNA from Salvia hispanica, 770 nucleotides. RefSeq names its product OVARIAN TUMOR DOMAIN-containing deubiquitinating enzyme 4-like. The record is from RefSeq and is a predicted model, not a curated record. Gene Ontology annotation, molecular function: cysteine-type deubiquitinase activity. NCBI's taxonomy places the organism in Eukaryota, Viridiplantae, Streptophyta, Magnoliopsida, Lamiales, Lamiaceae. Gene Ontology annotation, biological process: protein deubiquitination; endoplasmic reticulum unfolded protein response; ERAD pathway. Gene Ontology annotation, cellular component: cytosol; nucleus.